CGUGCGUGCCGGCGUACUUGCGUGUGGCGACCUUGAAUUGGCAUGCCACCAAAUAUCUACGAGCUGUUGUUCAAGUCAGUUUCUUGAGCCUCUUCCGAUAGGUUGGAAGUGUAGUCAAAUCGAGGAAGAAUUGGAGGCAAAUCAAAAAUACGCAAUCCUCUUCCUCCCAUCAUCGACGGAUUAUUUUGUUCAAUUGCAGCAAUAAUUCUUCGCACAUUUUUUCUUGACCAAAAAAUAAUAGAAGAUCUUCAAAUUAUUCGGGCGAUUGAUUCAACAAUACCAACCCAAAUUCUCAACCAUAAUCCAUAACCUCAACCUCGUCAUGAACUCUUACAAGCAACAAAACAGACUCCAAGCUGUGGUGGUUCUCCUACCAUAUCUGCUGUGCGGACUGGUUUUCAAGCCUUUGUCCGUGUUUGCCAAACCUCUUGUCACUGAACCUCGAGCGGCCUUCGAGCCCAAGGUUCUGACCAUGAAGUUGUCGCCAGGAUCGUCUUCCACCGGCGCCACUUCGAAAUUGGACCAAAAUCUCAACAUUGACAGUCUACCAGUGGGCGAAGCGGUGGAUCUCUUCUAUCGGUUCGGAUUCUUCUCAUUAAGCGUGCGCGUUGUUCCGCGGGACGACCCCGGCCAAUGGCUCAUCCGCGAACCCACCUCCAAGGUGUUCCAGAGCUUUGCCGAAAAGGUGACACCUACCCAGGGUAGCUUCGAUAACGAUCUCAAGAUCUACCUUUGCGACGACGUCGCUGAACUUGAGCAAGCCUAUUUCACCAAUUUCAAGGCCUCAGGGGUUACCGCACCCUACAAGCUGUUCACGGGAAGUUGGCAUGACACCACGAGGGCCAAGUAUUUCGGUUUGAGCGCGGACAUGUUUGACGGAGAUUCCAGUUUUGUGCUCAUCAAACUGUCUCUUGACGCCGUGACUUUGUCCAUGGCCGACCAACCGACUCUAUCCAACGACAUUCGCCAAGCCCUCGCCUCACUUCAAAACGGGGACGAAAAUUCCAUUGGCGAGUUCAUCGAACAACAUGGCAGCCAUUACAUUGAGACUAUCCAGGUUGGUGAUGCCGUCUACCAGGUUCUGGCCUUGAAGAAAGAUCAGUACCGAAGUCUCAAGUCUGACCUCCAGACCAACUCCAACCAACAACCUCUGGGGACCAAGCGUUUCGACGAAUUGUUCAACGCCUACUUGGCCCCUUGGGUCACCCGCCAGAGUGGACAAGUCCAAUGUGCCAGCGGCUCUCAACGUUUGCAAAGCUUCCUGGACACCUCCUUGACUUUGAAAGCACAAUUCGACUCGUAUCCGAAUAUCUUUGCUCUUCAAGGGGACGACGCCAAACAAGCUGAGCUGAACGCUUUGAGCUCUGAAAGCUCCGGGGCGGUCAUCGGAAUGAAUUUCCAGGGCUUCAACGACUUCAUCGAGAACCUUGAUACCCGCACCUUUUACGAAGAAAUCCUGAAGACUCGCACUUUGCUUUGGGAAUCCAACAUUGCCUAAGUGGUCGGUCACUGAAGCAGGUUCCUUGGUCUUAUUGUCAUAACAUUUAUGCUAUUUAUUCAUUAUCGCAUGAUGCACAUUGUUUAGAUAGAACGGUGCUUUGCCAAGAAUUAAACAAAUCUUAGAUCAUUGCA
Messenger RNA from Tigriopus californicus, 1632 nucleotides. It is a transcript of the gene tsl, whose product is annotated as torso-like protein. The record is from RefSeq and is a predicted model, not a curated record. The transcript is spliced from 4 exons. Bases 323 to 1498 code for a protein of 391 amino acids. NCBI's taxonomy places the organism in Eukaryota, Metazoa, Arthropoda, Copepoda, Harpacticoida, Harpacticidae.